AUGAAUUUAAUUGCUCUGUUUUCUCUGUUUUUGCUUUCAUUUCCUUUCACAAUUUCUUCUCUCCUCCAUGAAAAUUUCAUGCAUUGCAUGUCAACCCAAUUCCCUAACUACACCAAAAACACGCAAAUCAUCCACAUUCCAAGCUCCCCUUUAUAUUCCUCUCUCUUGGAAUCUUCCCAACAGAACCCCAGAUGGGUAAAUUCAACAUCACCAAAACCUCUUCUCCUCCUCACACCUUUCCAUGAGGCUGAAAUCCAAGCAGCCGUUAUUUGUAGCAAAAUUCAUGGUUUACAAAUAAGGGUCCGAAGUGGAGGCCAUGACUAUGAAGGUUUAUCCUACCUUUGCAAAACCCCUUUCGUCCUCAUCGACCUCAUCAACCUUCGAUCCAUUGAAAUUGAUCUUGAAGAAAAGACAGCUUGGGUUCAGUCCGGUGCUACACUGGGUGAGCUUUACUAUGCCAUUGUAAAGAAAACCGGAAUGUACGGAUUUCCGGCGGGUUUAUGUCCCAGUGUAGGUGUUGGUGGUCACUUCAGUGGAGGUGGGUUUGGCACUAUGUUGAGGAAAUAUGGGCUUGCAGCUGACAAUGUCAUUGAUGCUUACGUAAUCAAUGCUAAUGGUAAGUUUCUUGGAAGACAAGAAAUGGGUGAGGAUCUGUUUUGGGCCAUUAGAGGAGGUGGUGGAGAAAGCUUUGGGAUUGUACUUUCAUGGAAGAUCAAACUUGUUCCGGUUCCACCAGAAGUUAUUGGCUUUACAGUCUCGAAAACUCUCAAACAAGGUGCAGGAAAGCUUGUCCAUAGAUGGCAAUACAUUGCAGAUAAUUUGCAUGAAGAUCUUUUCAUCAGGGUCAUCAUCCAAGAUGUGGGACAAGGGAAAGAAAAAACAGUUCAAGCUUCUUUCAACUCGCUGUUUCUUGGAGGAAUCGAAAGGCUGAUGCCAUUGAUGAACCAGAGCUUUCCUGAGCUAGGAUUGGAAGCCAAAGACUGCAUUGAAAUGAGUUGGAUUCAAUCUGUUCUCUAUUUUACAGGUUACCAAAAAGACGAACCUUUGGAGUUGUUGUUGGAUAGGACUAUUCAAUACAAGAGCUAUUUCAAGGCAAAAUCUGACUAUGUGAAGAAACCCAUUUCUGAAUCUGGACUCCAAGGGAUCUGGGAAAGGUUUUUGGAAGAGGAAUUAGUUUUCAUGAUAAUGGAUCCAUAUGGGGGGAAAAUGAAUGAGAUUUCAGAGUCAGAAAUUCCUUUUCCACACAGAAAAGGUAAUCUGUACAAUAUACAGUACUUGGUGAAGUGGGAAGUGAAUGGUGUUAAGGCAUCCAAGAAGCAUUUGAAAUGGAUAAGAAUGCUUUACGGAUACAUGAAGCCCUAUGUUUCAAACUCUCCAAGGGCUGCUUAUAUAAACUAUAGGGAUCUUGAUUUGGGAACAAACAAGAUUGGAAAUAAUAUUACAACCUAUGAAGAAGCCAGCGUUUGGGGUACAAAGUACUUCAAGGAUAACUUCAAGAGAUUAGUGAAUGUGAAAAACAAAGUUGAUCCACACAAUUUCUUCAGAAAUGAACAGAGUAUUCCAACUAUUCCAGCAUGGCUAUAG
Molecule: messenger RNA, 1584 nt
Organism: Ziziphus jujuba (common jujube)
Lineage: Eukaryota; Viridiplantae; Streptophyta; Magnoliopsida; Rosales; Rhamnaceae
Product: berberine bridge enzyme-like 22
Exons: 1
Coding region: 1-1584 (527 amino acids)
Molecular function (GO): FAD binding; oxidoreductase activity
Source: RefSeq, a predicted model, not a curated record